Messenger RNA from Lathyrus sativus (Indian pea), 1527 nucleotides. Lineage: Eukaryota; Viridiplantae; Streptophyta; Magnoliopsida; Fabales; Fabaceae. The record is from the annotation of a GenBank genome assembly.
AUGGCUCUACUAGUCCUCUACUCUGCAUAUUUUUUCUCCUUUGUUCUCUUAGUCCUUAUAGUACAAAAGAUAAGACAGAAGAAAAGGUACUCGACUUAUAACUUACCGCGAGGACCUAGAAAGCUACCGAUUAUAGGAAAUAUACACAAUCUGUUAAGCUCUCAACCCCAUCGGAGAUUAAGAGACUUGGCAGACAAAUAUGGACCUGUGAUGCAUCUUCAACUUGGAGAGGUUUCUACUAUUGUCAUUUCAUCGCCCGAAUGUGCCAAAGAGGUGAUGAAAACCCAUGAUCUUAACUUCGCGUCAAGGCCUCAUCUCCUAGCUUCAGAAAUUAUGUCUUACAAUUCUACAAAUAUAGCUUUUGCUCCUUAUGGUAGUUAUUGGAGACAGUUACGAAAAAUAUGCACCUCGGAGCUUUUAAGCCUGAAACAGGUAAACUCGUUGCAACCAAUUAGAGAAGAGGUGCUCUCCGAUCUUGUCAAAUGGAUUGCUUCGCGGAAUGGAUCGCCAAUCAAUCUCACAGAAGCUGUGAUUUCUACAAUAUACAGCCUUGUUUCGAAGUCUGCGUUUGGAAAUAAAUGCAAAGACCAGGAAAAAUUUAUAUCAGUGGUGAAAGAAUCUAUAAAGGUUUCGGCAGGUUUUGACUUGGGAGAUUUGUUUCCUUCUGCUAAAUGGAUACAACUUGUUACUGGUUUGAGGCCUAAGCUUGAGAGUUAUCAGCGACAAACUGAUCAGAUAUUUGAAAACAUUAUCAAUGAGCAUAAAGGGGAAACUUACUCAAAAGCCAAAGAUGAUCAAGGCGAUCCGGAAGAAGAAGAUCUGGUAGACGUUCUCUUAAAAUAUGAGGAUGGUAGCAACAAGGAUUUUUCCUUAACAAAAAACAAUAUCAAAGCAAUAAUCAUGGACAUUUUCGGGGCUGGAAGUGAGACAUCAACAAGCACCAUAGAUUGGGCAAUGGUAGAAAUGAUAAGGGAUCCAAGAAUAAUGAAGAAAGCACAAGCUGAGGUACGAGAGGCUUUCGAAACAAAAGGAAGGGUUGACGAAAAUUCCAUCAACGAACUCGAUUAUUUGAAAUCAGUUGUCAAAGAAACAUUAAGGCUACACCCUCCAGCACCUCUUUUGCUACCAAGAGAAUGUGGUCAAGCAUGUGAGAUAAACGGCUUUCACAUACCGAUGAAGACUAAGGUGAUAAUCAACGCAUGGGCAAUUGCAAGAGAUCCAAACUACUGGACUGAGCCAGAGAGGUUUUACCCGGAGAGAUUCAUUGGCAGCGCUAUUGACUAUAAAGGGAGUAAUUUUGAGUACAUUCCUUUUGGUUCUGGGAGACGAAUAUGCCCGGGGAUCACAUUCGGUUUGAGAAAUAUUGAGCUAGCCCUUGCAAUGCUGUUGUAUCAUUUUGACUGGAAGCUUCCCAGUGGAACCAAAAGUGAAGAACUGGACAUGACUGAGCAAUUUGGAGUCACUGUGAGAAGAAAAGAUGAUCUUUUAUUGUUGCCUUUUGUUUAUCAUCCUUUGAAUGUCACAUGA